GCGAAACCAAACCGUUAAGCUCCGCCAGGUUGGUACUUUUGUGACAAGUGGUGACGUUUGUCGACGUGUCUGCACAGCUUCGCCCCCUUGAGUCGAAAUAGUUCACGUGUCGUGUUCAUUCGCCUCACAACCACGUACCCAAACUCUCAACUUCAGAAAUGCCGGCCCCAGCUAGCUCGACAACGGUAGGAUCCGGGGGCAGGUCCCCCUCGAAGACGGUGGCCCCCAGGUCCGGCGGCGGAGGCACUGUUAGGCAGAGGAAGACCACGUCCGCUGCGCCCGCCAGGAGAAACACAGGGGCGGGUUCAGGCGGUAUGUGGAGAUUCUACACCGAUGAUUCUCCCGGAAUUAAAGUAGGCCCCGUCCCGGUUCUCGUAAUGUCGUUACUGUUCAUUGCUUCCGUAUUUAUGCUACACAUAUGGGGAAAGUACACUAGGUCUUAAAUUAUGCGGUCAUCAUUCCUUCUUCCGUUAUUAAUUUAAUGCAUUUUCAUACACUACAUUUUAUAUUGUUACAUUCAGAGUUGGAAAAAUAAAGAUUUUAUAACGAUA
Tribolium castaneum (red flour beetle) is the source of this 551-nucleotide messenger RNA. It is a transcript of the gene Sec61beta, whose product is annotated as Sec61 beta subunit. The transcript has 3 exons. NCBI's taxonomy places the organism in Eukaryota, Metazoa, Arthropoda, Insecta, Coleoptera, Tenebrionidae. Gene Ontology annotation, molecular function: guanyl-nucleotide exchange factor activity. Gene Ontology annotation, biological process: post-translational protein targeting to membrane, translocation; SRP-dependent cotranslational protein targeting to membrane, translocation. Bases 159 to 443 code for a protein of 94 amino acids. Gene Ontology annotation, cellular component: membrane; Sec61 translocon complex. The record is from RefSeq and is a predicted model, not a curated record.